UUUUUACCAGUUCUUUUCUCCAGAGAGGGCCUGAUCAUGCCGAGCCAAUAAAUUCCACCCUGCAUUACCGAUCUACCAGUACCACCUUUUACUUCCACACCUCCCUAUUUACUGCUCACCUCAUCCACCAACAGCGAUUGAAGAAGCUUGGUGUUUCCUUCACAGACCAAAAGCCUGCAACUUCAUUUGACUUCACCUGUGCGUGCUGUCCUUCUUGUCUUGGUGUCAGCCUCAAGACAACCUCGACGUGUGCCUCUUAGCUCGCUUCCCACGAAGGAAUCAAUAAAUUUGUCGUUCAAAUUCUUCAAAAACUCGAGCACUUUGAUGCCAUAAGGUGCCCUUCUGCCCUAAUAAUUUCCUUUCUAAAUUUCACCUUUUGUGUUCUUAAGAGUGUUGCAGACAUGGCGGACGGAAACGAAGAGGAAGAAAGGAGUGGUAAAAACCACAACUUUGCGUGAAAUUACCCUAACGUAGUGCCAUCCUCUUUGAUUGCUCCAUGUCCUUGGCUCAAAUGGCCGCUGGAUUCUUUGCCUUUUACCUCUCUGUUUCUCUUCUGCUGAGGUGCUCGGCCUCGCCGGAGCCGAACACGGACGCGUUCUUCGUGGCCGAGUUCUUCCGGAAGAUGGGGGCGGCUGUGGUGCCCAACAAUCGCAAUUUCUCGGAUGUUUGUUCGUGGCCAGGAGUCUCCUGCGAGGGCCAGUUCGGGAAAGUCACCGGCUUGGUGGCUUCCGGCCUCGGACUUUCUGGUCCCAUCCCCGCAACAACCAUCGCGAAGCUUAGCAAGCUACGAGUUUUGGAUCUCGGCAGCAACAAUAUCACCGCCCUUUCAUCGGACUUCGGCGAGCUGUGCGGCUCUCUCUCGCACCUCGACCUUUCCGGCAACAGCAUUACGGGGCCACUACCCACCGACAUCAGCAACUUCAAGCUGAUGGAAAGCCUCGACCUUUCGCGCAACCGGUUCUCCGGCGAGAUUACCAGGGAGGUGGGCUUGCUUACCAACCUCAGGCUCCUUAAUCUCAGGAGCAACUUCUUGGUGAAGAGAAUCCCGGAGACGAUUAUUGGAUGUGCCUCCCUCGUUUCAAUCGACCUCUCCAACAACAAAUUGGGUGGACUUCUUCCUGUUGGAUUCGGCUCUUUCUUCAAGAACCUAACCACUAUGGAUCUCUCUGGGAACCGGUUUGUAGGAAAGAUGCCAAAUUUAUCCAGUUUGCCUUCGCUUGCCUACCUCAAUCUCUCCGGCAAUCACUUCCGUGACUUGGUCCUCGGGGGACUCGGGCAAGCAUUGCAAGUUGUGGACCUGAGCAAGAACCAGUUCCAUGGCCUCAUUUCUCAGUUGCUCAACUUGAAGGUAUUAGACCUUUCACAGAAUCAUCUCAACGGAAGCAUUCCUGAGCUGAACACGAGCAACCUUCGAGUGAUGGAUCUUUCGCGGAACAAUCUCACCGGUGAAAUCCCAAAAUCCUUGCAACAGACUCUACCCAGGAUUGAAAAGUUCAAUGUUUCCUUCAACAAUCUUACUUACUGCGCUGAGAAACUGUCACCUGCAAUGUUUAAUUCUUCGUUUAUUGGGUCACAAAGUGACUGCCCAAUUGCAGUAAAUCCAGAUAAUGCCGUGUCCAAAGGAAGGACAUAUCUGGAUCUCAAGUUAGGAUUUGUUAUUGCUUUAUCGGUUUUCUUUUCAUCAGUGGGGCUGAUCUGCAUUGCACUUGGAUGCAGAAAGAGGACAGGGUCCUGGGCAAUUAAGCAACUGUCAUACAGAGAGGAGCAGAACGUCUCCGGUCCCUUCUGUUUCCAGACUGAUUCAACAACUUGGGUUGCUGAUGUCAAGCUUGCAAGCUCAGUCCCUGUCGUCAUCUUUGAGAAGCCAUUGUUGAACUUGACCUUUGCUGAUCUCUUGAAUGCGACUUCCAAUUUUGACAGAGGAACCUUACUGGAAGAAGGAAAAUUUGGGCCAGUCUACAGAGGAUUUCUUCCUGUAGGCAUUCACGUCGCCAUGAAGGUUCUAGUUCCUGUAUCAUCCGUGACAGAUGAGGAAGCUGCACAAGAGCUCGAGAGGCUUGGACAAAUCAAACACCCAAAUUUAGUGCCCUUGACUGGUUACUGCUUAGCCGGGGAACAAAGAAUUGUGAUAUACGAUUACAUGGAGAACGGUAACCUACAGAAUCUACUUCAUGAUUUACCACUAGGUGUACAGUCAACUGAAGAUUGGACGAGUGAUACAUGGGAGCAAGAUAACACUUGUGCACAGAGCAUCACGACUGAAGGACUGACAACUUGGAGAUUCCGACACAAAAUUGCUCUGGGUGCGGCGAGGGCAUUGGCAUUCCUCCAUCAUGGAUGCUUCCCCAUGAUAGUUCACCGAGAUGUCAAGGCGAGUAGCAUUUAUCUUGAUUCAACUAUGGAACCAAGGCUAGCUGAUUUUGGAUUGUCAAGGUUAGUUGGGAUUGGCAUGGAGAGUGGGAACGUGAUGGUUCAUGGAUCGGCAGGUUACGCUCCUCCAGAGUUGUCGGAAUCUGAAAAUGCAUCAGCAACCACAAAAUCUGACGUUUACACAUUUGGGGUAGUGCUUUUUGAGCUUCUUACGGGGAAAAAACCAAUUGGAGAUGAGUAUUCUGAGGACAAGGAAACUACUCUCGUCGGCUGGGCACGGGCAUUGGUGAGAAGAAACGAGCUGGCCAGUUUAAUGGAUCCGAAAAUAAGGGAAACCAGAUCUUGUGAGAAACAAAUGGAGGAAGCACUGAGAAUUGCUUAUCUAUGUACAGCUGAUUUGCCAUCCAAGAGGCCAUCCAUGCAGCAAAUCGUUGGCCUCCUUAAAGACAUUGAGCCUGCCAUCGUUGAUCAUUGAAUUGCAAACCUGGAUUCGGUUUGUUCGUUCUAGCUAGUCUGCUACACUCUCCAUGUGGAGGACAUGAGCUUCUAUGAAGCGAGGUUCUUAUGAUUUUUGCUCUAAUUAUAGCUCAUUAUCUCACACUUAUGAUUCUCUAUCAGUUUAGCAUAACCUCUUUCUGUAUUUCACCCUUUACUAUUGGCACAAAGUAGCUAACUUUUCUUCAAA
Messenger RNA from Zingiber officinale, 3055 nucleotides. RefSeq names its product probable LRR receptor-like serine/threonine-protein kinase At2g24230. The transcript has 2 exons. The record is from RefSeq and is a predicted model, not a curated record. Lineage: Eukaryota; Viridiplantae; Streptophyta; Magnoliopsida; Zingiberales; Zingiberaceae. Gene Ontology annotation, biological process: protein phosphorylation. The coding region runs from base 497 to 2845 and encodes 782 amino acids. Gene Ontology annotation, molecular function: protein binding; ATP binding; protein kinase activity.